UGUUGGAGGGAGGCAGCAAAAGGAGGAAUUUGUUAUAAUAGCAGGUUUGGGACGGUGGGUUUUGUGUGUGUGUGUGUAGUCCUUUUUUUCUUACAGGAUUGCGGAGCUGCAGCUUCUUUCUCAUACCAGGAGUGGCCAUUCAGCAGGAUUUAGCUUUGGGAUGAGGUGGUGAAACCUUGUGUCCAAAGAGCAGAGCAAAACAUGUGUCCAGAUGGGGAAUUUAGCAUUCAGACGACGGUGGACUGAUGCCUUUCAUACCAAGUUCUACUAGAGUUCUCUAUGACAUUUCUCCUUUGGCAUGAAGUGCAUAGUUACAGGGGGCAAUGUGAAAGCCCUGGGGAAAGCAGUACAUGCUCUCUCCCGGAUUGGAGAGGAAAUCUACAUUGAACCACUAGAAGAAGGGUUGUCUUUGCGUGCAAUAAACACAUCACGCUCUGCCUAUGCCUGCUUCCUCUUCACCUCACUCUUCUUCCAGCACUACCAGGCUGGAGAAUCUGGAUCAGACCCAGAUGACGGUGCUUUACGAUGCAAAGUGCUCAUGAAGUCUUUCCUAGCUGUAUUCCGCUCAAUCCCUGCUCUGGAGAAGACAGUGGAGAAAUGUCUCAUGUCACUGACUCCCAAGACGAACCGGUUCCAUGUUCAACUGCAUUGCAAAUAUGGGGUUGUCAAGACUCAUGAUUUGUCAUUCCAGGAAUGUGAAUUGUUACAGGCUGUUUUUGACAAAACACAAUAUGCCCAUUUGCUGCGUGCUUCUCCCAGGCUGUUAGCAGAUGCUGUGGUUCAUUUCCCACUCAACCUUGCUGAGGUGACUCUGGGUGCCAGCCCUAAAGGGAAGGUGACUCUCCGCAGUUACCUAGAAGAAGAGACAGAGCCAAGUCGGAUGAUGGUGACAGAAAUGUGCCUGAGUGAGGAUGAGUUCCAGACCUUCCACGUCAAGCAAGAAAUACAAGUCACUUUUUGCCUGAAGGAAUUCCGGGGUUUCCUGAGUUUUGCUGAGUCCUCAAAUCUUUCCCUCAAUAUCCAUUUUGACGUACCUGGCAGGCCAGCUAUUUUUACUGUGGAGGAUCCUGUGCUGGAACUACAACUGGUCCUGGCCACUCUUUCUGAGUCUGAAAGCCAUCCGCCAGCCAACACUCACAAGCCAGUUGCCCCAGCCAGUGACUUUGCCAAUGAUGACAUUGAUACCUACAUGAUAGCCAUGGAAACCACAUGCGAUGAAACGGAAACAUCUCCUAGCUCUGCCUUCGCCACAAGACAUCCCAGCUCUGAAACCAGGGAAUCAGAGAGUGAAAAUGAGGAUACCGUCCUUGGCACUCCACCACAAAAGAGGUUUCGUUCCUUAUUCUUCGGAUCGGUUUUAAGUGAGUCCCAGGUGAGGACCCGCUCCUUUUCCAGCCAGGACGUACUAGCAGAGGACAGUGAAGGAGAUGCAUGAGCUCAUCUGGAUUCCUGUGCGUGCAACACACCUCUAAAUCCCAAGGAGUCUUUGUCGGGUUAGGAUUCUAAUCCAACCUCCUCCAGCAAAAUACUUUCUGACUAGAUACAGCUCUUAGUUGCCAUUUUUUAAUUAAAUGAACAGUGUGUCAUGGAACUAGUAUUUCCAGUGGAGAAUUAUGAUUAUUAUUUUGAAAAGCAGAAAUGUAGGAGAUGUUUCUUUCUUCGGGUUUGCAACUAAUGUAAAGCUCUAAUACAUUCAUUUUAUAUAUAUAUAUAUAUUUCUCUGUGUUUUGAUGCCAAGGCAUAUUGCUGCUGUAAUAUAGACCAACCUUGUAAGUUUCCUUAUAAACCCUUCCACUAUUUGGA
Messenger RNA from Thamnophis sirtalis, 1803 nucleotides. The record is from RefSeq and is a predicted model, not a curated record. NCBI's taxonomy places the organism in Eukaryota, Metazoa, Chordata, Lepidosauria, Squamata, Natricidae.